AGCAAUUCUCACAAAUCUUUAGCUUCGGGGAGAUCGUUGAACCCUGCACCUGAACCAUGGCGAACUCUAGAUGGCAGCGACUGAACCCAUUCCGGAAGGAUCAUCAGGACUCUGCGGGCAGCUCAUCGAAGCCGCAGCAACCGCCUAAGGCAUCUGCCCAUGGUCUCAAGGUCAUGGCAGAGGGAGAGCAGCCAGCAGUGGACAUUGUUGCUGUCCAUGGCUUGAACGGGCACCACGACGAGACCUGGACGGCAGCGAACGGCACCCACUGGCUCCGCGAUCUCCUACCAAAGGACAUCCCAAAUGCGCGCAUAUUCUGCUGGGGAUACGAUGCGAACACGCACGGCAAGCGCGUUAGCCACCAAUUCCUCCACGAUCAUGCAGAGCAGCUAGUGUCAGAUCUCUGCCUCAAGAGAAAGCGUACAAAUAGCACGAAACGACCGAUAAUCUUCGUGGCGCACAGCCUGGGUGGCAUCAUCGUCAAAGGCGCUCUCAUUCACUCGGACGCGGCGCGGAAAGGCGCACUGGAAGAACACCGAUCGAUCAAGACGUCGACGUACGGAAUUAUGUUUAUGGGCACACCUCACCAGGGCGGCAACGGAGUGCAGUUCGGAAAGCUGCUAGUCAAUGCGGCAUCGGUAUACAAGGCCACCACCAGCCGGCUGCUAGAGCAUUUGGAGCGAGACUCAGAAUGGCUACAGCAGCAGCUUAGGCAGUACGGGCCGAUCAGUGGGGAGUUUAUGACGAAGUUUGCGUACGAGGAGUACGAGACUCCGACAGCGCUGGGUCAUUCGAUUAUGGUGGUGCCAAAAGCAUCCGCGGUCGUUCCAGGCGCCGCCGACGCUGAGCAGAUCAUGAUCCAUGCGGACCACAAAAAAAUGGUCAAGUUCGAGUCAAAAGAGGAUAAUGACUAUGAGAAAGUUUCAGACUAUUUGUUUAUUAUGGUUGAAAGUGCAGGCAGCGUCAUCAGCCUACGAUGGGAAGAAGAGGUUAGAGUUGAUGCGGCUCGAAGCAAUCCUGAAGAGGGCUUUUCUGUCGUCUUCAGCUUGCCUGAGGCCUCUGAGACGGAUCACUUUGUUGCGAGACAAGCGGAGCUCGCUGUAAUGCACAAGGCCCUUAGCAAGGGCGCCGGUCGUCAAGCAGUCACUCUGCACGGCCUAGGCGGGAUCGGGAAGACGCAGCUGGCGAUUGCAUACACCAAAGCCCAUCGAGACGACUUUUCGGCGAUAUUUUGGCUGAACAUCAAAGACGAAGUGUCAGUAAAGCAGAGCUACUCACGGCUAGCAAAAUGCAUCCUGCAGGACUGCCCAUCAGCCAGCCAGUUAGGUGUUUUCACAGAUGAUAAGAAGCAAGAUGAAGUGGUAGCAGCAGUUAAACGGUGGCUGGAGCAUGCUAAGAACACGCAGUGGUUAAUGGUAUUCGACAACUACGACAACCCCAAAGUGCCAGGCAAUGUGGAUCCCAGUGUUGUCGAUAUCCGGCAGUUUCUGCCCGAAGCACACCAUGGCUCGAUAAUCGUCACGACAAGGUCAUCGAAGGUCAGUAUAGGCCGUCGCGUGAAGGUAGGCAAGUUAGAAGACGUCCGCGACAGUCUGCAGAUCCUGUCUGAUGCAUCGCAUCGCGAGGGUGUGAUAGACGAUCCUAAGGCCGCCGAGCUUGCUAGAGAGCUGGAUGGAUUGCCACUGGCCUUAGCUACGGCGGGCGCCUACCUUGAUCAGGUGGCGACAAGCUUUGCUGACUACCUUUGUCUGUACCGGGAAUCAUGGCGAAGGCUGCAACAAAUGAGCCCUGAAGUAAGCACAUACGAAGACCGACAACUGUAUUCAACAUGGGAGCUAUCUUUGGAUCACAUCAAGCAGCAGAGCGAAAUAUCAUUCAAGCUGCUUCAGCUGUGGGCAUACUUUGAUAACCAAGACCUCUGGUUUGAGCUUCUGAGAGAAGGGAGGACUGAUGGACCGCAAUGGCUAUGUCAACUCACAGAGGAUCAGCUGAGUUUUAACGAGGCAGUGAGGGUGCUAUGCAACUACGGGUUAGCAGAUGUAGACAAGUCCUCUAAAGGAUAUGUAGUUGAGUCUCAGGGAUACGGGAUGCACAGCUGUGUGCACUCAUGGACGGUGCAUAUAGUCAACCAAGAAUGGGAUUCUGAGAUGGCCGGGGUGGCUAUGGAGUGUGUAGGCAGACAUGCACCAAAUAACAAUGUGCAGCACUCGUGGCUGACUCAGCGCCGGCUUUUGCGACACUUGAAAAGGUGUUGGGGAUUUAUUGUUGACGGCAGGUUAGAUAAAGAUGGGAAGGACUGGAUUCUGUAUAACUUUGGAUACGUGUGUUCGAUUCAGGGACAGUUUGACGAGGCAGAGAAGAUGUACUUAAAAGCGCUGCAAGGCUUUGAGAAGGUAUUGGGACUGGACCAUACAUCAACACUCGACACAGUCAACAACUUGGGCUCCCUCUACAGAUCCCUGGGACGGCCUAACGCGGCAGAGAAGAUGUACUUGCGAGCGCUGCAAGGCAAAGAGAAGGUAUGGGGACUAGACCAUAUAUCAACACUCUCGACAGUCAACAACUUGGGCUUGCUCUACGCGGACCUAGGACGGCUUAACGAUGCGGAGAAGAUGUACUUGCGAGCCCUACAAGGCUUUAAGAAGGCAUUAGGAUCAGACCAUACAUCGACCCUCUCGACAGUCAACAACUUAGGCAUGCUCUACAAAUCCCUGGGACGACUUAAUGAGGCGGAGAAGAUGUACUUACAAGCGCUGCAAGGCUAUGAGAAGGCAUGGGGACUAGACCAUACAUCAACACUCGAGACAGUUAACAACUUGGGCUUGCUCUACGUAGACCUGGGACGGCUUAACGAGGCGGAGAAGAUGUACUUACGAGCGCUGCAAGGCUUUAAGAAGGCGUGGGGACUAGACCAUAUAUUAACACUCGGGACAGUCAACAACUUAGGCGUCCUCUACGCAGCCCUGGGACGGCUUAGCGAGGCAGAGAAGAUGUACUUGCGAGCCCUGCAAGGCAAAGAGAAGGCAUGUGGACCAGACCAUACAUCAACACUUGAGACUGUCAACAACUUAGGCGUCCUCUACGCGGACCUGGGACGGCUUAGCGAGGUGGAGAGAAUGUUCUUGCGAGCCCUGCAGGGCUUUGAGAAGGCAUGGGGACCAGACCAUACAUCAACACUCGAGACAGUCAACAACUUGGGCGCCCUCUACAAAUCCUUGGGACGGCUUGACGAGGCAGAGAAGAUGUACUUGCGAGCGCUGCAAGGUAAAGAGAAGGUAUGGGGACUAGACCAUACAUCAACACUUGACACAGUCAACAAUUUAGGCGCCCUCUACACGGACCUAGGACAGCUUGACGAGGCGGAGAAGAUGUACUUGCGAGCGCUGCAAGGCAAAGAGAAUGCAUGGGGACUAGACCAUACAUCAACCCUCUCGACAGUCAACAACUUAGGCGCCCUCUACGCGGACCUGGGACGGCUUGGCGAGGCGGAGAAGAUGUACUUGCGAGCGCUACAAGGCUUUGAGAAGGCAUGGGGACUAGACCAUAUUUUCACACUCUUGACAGUCAACAAUCUAGGCAACCUCUACAAAUCCCUAGGACGGCUUAACGAGGCAGAGAAGAUGUACUUGCGAGCGCUACAAGGCUUUGAGAAGGCAAGGGGACUUGACCAUAUAUCAGCACUUGAGACAGUCAACAACUUAGGCUCCCUCUACAAAUUCUUAGGACGGCUUGACGAGGCAGAGAAUAUGUACUUACAAGCGCUACAAGGCUUGGAAAAGGCAUGGGGGCCAGACCAUACAUCAGUACUCUCGACAGUCAACAAUUUGGGCUUACUCUACGCGGACCUAGGACGGCUUGACGAGGCGGAGAAGAUGUACUUACAAGCGCUGCAAGGCAAAGAGAAGGCAUGGGGACUGGACCAUACAUCAACACUUGAGACAGUCAACAACCUAGGCUUGCUCUACGCGGACCUGGGACGGUUUAACGAGGCGGAGAAGAUGUACUUACGAGCGCUACAAGGCUUUAAGAGGGCAUUAGGACUAGACCAUACAUCAACACUCGAGACAGUCAACAACUUGGGCUUGCUCUACGCGGAACUAGGACGUCUUGAAGAGGCGGAGAAGAUGUACUUACAAGCGCUACAAGGCAAAGAGAAAGCAUGGGGACCAGACCAUAUAUCAACACUUGAGACAGUCAACAAUUUAGGUGUCGUCUACAAAUCCCUAGGACGGCUUGACGAGGCAGAGAAGAUGCUCUUACAAGCGCUGCAAGGCUAUGAGAAGGCACUUGGCCAACAAGUGGUGAAGAAGUAUAUACCGGCACUUAACACAGCUCAGAAUGUGGCCGCCCUCUUCCAGCAGACUGGCAGAAUGCAGGAAGCGGAGGAGUUAUACAGACAGGCUCUCAUUGGUGUUGAAGCAGUUUUCGGGCGUACAAGCAACAAGUAUCGCAGUAUUGCUGAGAUCUUAGAUGCACUGCACAGUAACACAGAGUAUGAUACAUAA
Lindgomyces ingoldianus is the source of this 4505-nucleotide messenger RNA. Its product is annotated as HCP-like protein. The transcript is spliced from 9 exons. Lineage: Eukaryota; Fungi; Ascomycota; Dothideomycetes; Pleosporales; Lindgomycetaceae. The coding region runs from base 57 to 4505 and encodes 1482 amino acids. The record is from RefSeq and is a predicted model, not a curated record. Gene Ontology annotation, molecular function: protein binding; ADP binding.